Trichomonas vaginalis G3 is the source of this 978-nucleotide messenger RNA. Its product is annotated as integrase core domain containing protein family. Bases 1 to 978 code for a protein of 325 amino acids. Lineage: Eukaryota; Parabasalia; Trichomonadida; Trichomonadidae. Gene Ontology annotation, molecular function: nucleic acid binding. Gene Ontology annotation, biological process: DNA integration. The transcript has a single exon. The record is from RefSeq and is a predicted model, not a curated record.
AUGAAAGGAGGAAUGAAAUCCAAAACUUCAUCAUCCAAAAUCAAAGCAGAUAAAAUUAAACCACUUGCAACCCCAAAACCUCCAACAGUAGUACCUCCUCCUUCAGUUAAUCCUUCAUCAUUCACUUUAUUAUAUCCAUUUCAAACAUUAAAGAAGCAAAAAGAUUUUAAAAAGGAUUUCAAGAUAUUAAAUAAACCAAUUGACCCAAAAAUUCAACCGUUAAAGGAAAAAUUUGGUCGCCCUUCAUUUGCACCAUAUCCAUAUUCAUACGAAAUCGAUCAUUUAGAAUAUUCAAAAGGAAAUGUUACUUAUUUAUUUGCCAUUAACAUUAACACAAGAUAUUUAUAUUGCAUUCCGGUGAAAGGGAAAACAGAACAGGAAACAAGAAGAGCUAUUCAAUACUUACUAGAUCAUGAAAGAGUAGAUAAUAUCAGGGGUGAUGGUGAUAAAGGAUUUCAGGCAGCUAUGGCUCAUUAUUUCCCACAAAUUAAUUUUUACUUCUCAUCUUCUCCAUAUACGUUUCAUAAUAAAAUAGUUGAUGCGGUAAUGAGAACUCUUAGAGAUGCGUUAGGGGUUAACGGUCAGAUAUACUGGGAUGGAAAUCAUGACUCCAUCAUACAGCAGUUAGUAUAUUAUUACAAUAAUACAUGGCAUAGAACUAUAAACAUGAAACCGGUGGAAAUGAAAAAUGAUAUUUCAAAAGAAUGGGAAUAUAUUAGAAAGCAAAUGGAAAGGUUAAAUGAUGUUAAACAUGAACAAAUUAAUUCGGGGCUCAUGAAUUUUAAACAAGGGGAUAAAGUUUUGAUUCAUCUCGAUUAUGGAAAAACUGAUAAAUCAAUGACAAAAAGAAGACGAAGAUUUGACACAAUAGCUGAAUUUGUUAGAUAUAUUAACGGUAAUGUAUUAGUUGAGGUUAACAAUAUAUUAAUAGAAAUUCCGAUUUAUUUUAUUACUUCAUUAUAUUUAAAUAACAUUUAA